Closterium sp. NIES-65 is the source of this 546-nucleotide messenger RNA. The record is from the annotation of a GenBank genome assembly. Lineage: Eukaryota; Viridiplantae; Streptophyta; Zygnematophyceae; Desmidiales; Closteriaceae.
AUGGACGUGGACAUGGACGUGGACGUGGACAUGGACGUGGACGUGGACGUGGACGUGGACAUGGACGUGGACAUGGACGUGGACAUGGACGUGGACGUGGACGUGGACGUGGACGUGGACGUGGACAUGGACGUGGACAUGGACGUGGACGUGGACGUGGACAUGGACGUGGACGUGGACGUGGACGUGGACGACUUGGACGUGGACGUGGACGUGGACGUGGACGUGGAGGACUUGGACGUGGACGUGGACGUGGACGUGGACGUGGAGGACUUGGACGUGGACGUGGACGUGGACAUGGACGUGGACGUGGACGUGGACAUGGACGUGGACGUGGACGUGGACGUGGACGUGGACGUGGACGUGGACGUGGACGUGGACGUGGACGUGGACGUGGACGUGGACGUGGACGUGGACAUGGACUGGGACGUGGACGUGGACGUGGACGUGGACGUGGACGUGGACGUGGACGUGGACAUGGACGUGGCGUGGACGUGGACGUGGACAUGGACGUGGACGUGGACGUGGACGUGGACGUGGACGUGA